Pieris brassicae (large cabbage white) is the source of this 1660-nucleotide messenger RNA. RefSeq lists its product as uncharacterized. The record is from RefSeq and is a predicted model, not a curated record. The transcript has 2 exons. NCBI's taxonomy places the organism in Eukaryota, Metazoa, Arthropoda, Insecta, Lepidoptera, Pieridae. Bases 217 to 1638 code for a protein of 473 amino acids.
GUACGAUCGUACUUAUUAAAGAAAACUUGAAGCGGAGGGCAAAUGUUUCGUAUUUGUUAGUCAUUUUUAUAAUAUUUAUAUUAACCUUAAAGCGAAUGUCUGAAGGGAAUUGAUGUGUAAAUCUAUCUGCGAUUACAAACUACCAGCAUCAGUGUCCAGGAUAUUGAGGCAGAUAAAAAUGUUGCGGUCGGGAUCGCUAACGUUGUUGGAACCGUCAUGACUGUCGUAUCUACAAGCAUAGUUAACGGUUUACUAGGAGAUGCAAUUCCCAAAUACCAAAGACCAAAUUUACUGUCAGUUAUUCAUAAUCGGUUAAAGCCAGCAGCAAAUUCAACGCAUAUAAAUAAAGUUGCUGAAGAAACAGAAGUAGAGAAGGCAAUAAAUAACAAAAUAGAAGAGCUUAAAUCUUAUUUACAAGAUGAAGAUAUAGUAAAUGCAACGAAUGAAUUUUUUCAAGAUCAAACGAAUAUUGUAGAGUUAAUAAGUAAAGACAAACAUAAUUUGAGAGAUAAGAAAUAUCAAUCUAAACAUAACUCGAAAUACAUGAGACUGAGGAAGAAAAUAGACAGAGCACUAAAAAAAGAAUUGAUUUCUGAUAAAGCUCACGAUUUAGUAAUAAAAACAUUAGAUAAUCUAAUAGGUAAAUUAGUUGGAAGUCAGUGUAACUGGGAAAAUAAAGGCACCCAAAUUCAUACCCCAAACAUGUUGAAUGACCUAUGGAAUAAAGAAUGGAAACGUUUAAAAAAUAACUACCUACAAAAACUAAAAGUAAACGACGAGAAGCAGAUAGGAGAAUUAACUUCAUUUUUCGACGGAUUGUACACGUUUUUUUCCUUCAUCAUUAAAGAUAUGGGACUUCUAUCAAACAUGUAUAAAAUUAAAUGUAAAUAUAUGGAUAAACCUAUAUAUAGAAAGCUUGAAGAUUUUGAAUGCGACUCGGAUUCUGAUGUUCAUAAUAAUGACUGCAAACGAUUUGUGAUAUGUUCAAAGGAGCUUAAGAAUUUCAUGUUAGAUUUCUAUAACUUUAUUAAUGACACAACGGUGAGUGUUAUAAGAAAUUAUGCAGAAAUGUACGUCAGAGAUACGGAUAACUUCUCAGAAAAACCAACAAUUGUUUCAUCCAUUAACACUACAAGUAUUAAAAUGGAGAAAGCAGUAGUGGAUAUAUUUAUCAAAAACACUAAAGCGUUUAAAUUGGAUAGUAAACAAUCUAAGGAAGGUAAUAUUAAAUACCUAUCUAAUUAUGUACGAGCGACAAUUUCAGAGAUAAAAACUAUUGCAACCAGUUAUUUAAGAAAUGAAUUAAAAGACACUAAAUCCAAGUUAUCGACAGGAAUAAAAGAUGAUCUGAACAUAAGCUUAAAAGUAGAUUUAGAAAAUCUACAAAGAGAAGUACUUGGAAGAAUUUGUUUUGUAUUCAGAUUUUGCAACGGUAAAUAUACUGGCAGAAGAAAUGGUGACGUCGAUAAUAGCAACAUCAAUAUUGAAUCAAAAAUCAAUGAAUUAUUCAAUUUGACAAAUUUUAGAAGUCUAUUAGAUAUUAAAAGUGAUAAAAACAGUUUUAGAAGUAAAAAUUAUACCUAUGCUACUAUAAAUGUUACAAGGACUACACUAUUUAGAUUUCUGAUAUAUAAAUAAAAUUCAUAAUAGAUGAAAUCAC